Messenger RNA from Pygocentrus nattereri (red-bellied piranha), 3136 nucleotides. It is a transcript of the gene mctp1b, whose product is annotated as multiple C2 domains, transmembrane 1b. The record is from RefSeq and is a predicted model, not a curated record. Bases 114 to 2534 code for a protein of 806 amino acids. Gene Ontology annotation, molecular function: calcium ion binding. NCBI's taxonomy places the organism in Eukaryota, Metazoa, Chordata, Actinopteri, Characiformes, Serrasalmidae. The transcript is spliced from 22 exons. Gene Ontology annotation, cellular component: synaptic vesicle membrane. Gene Ontology annotation, biological process: regulation of neurotransmitter secretion.
ACCACCACGCUGGAUCCCCGUUCAACCAGACCUUGGGGAGACCACUCCAAAUAAAGACAAAGCUGUCUCUGAGCCCUAAAUCGAGCAAGAAAGAUGUGAAGAAAGACGGACUGAUGUGGUCCUUUAAGCGGCCAAAGCAGGCUGAUCUGGCGCGUGCCAUCUCCUCCUCCCAGACCGACCUACGCACCGCACCUCGUCACGAGGAGCCUGGAGGGGAGAGCUGGACAGCUGGCCAGCUAGAGGACUGCCCGUUGCCCAGAGGCUCACCUCUGCUCGGCUCCACACGCCUCGAGAGGAUCGAGAGGGUCUCCCGCUCAGCAGAUAUGCACGGACAGCUGGCAAAGAGCAACGAGGACGUUAAUGCAGGUGGUCAUGACACAGUCUACACACAGUCUAUGCUGCCCAGUCCAGGAAUGUACAAGCUGGACAUAUUACUGAAGAGAGGUCAUAAUCUAGCAAUAAGGGACAGAGGGGGAACAAGUGACCCAUAUGUGAAGUUCAAAUUAGGCAAGAAAGAAGUUUUUCGCAGCAAGGUCAUCUACAAGAACCUUAAUCCAGUGUGGGAUGAGAGAUUUUGCCUGCCCAUAGACAAUCUACAUGAGCCUCUUUAUAUUAAGGUUUUUGACUAUGACUUUGGCUGUCAUGAUGACUUUAUGGGGUCAGCAUACUUGUACCUGGACUCACUGGAGCUCCGAAGAUUUCUUGAUGUCAGAUUGGAUCUCCUGGAUUCCCAAUGCCCUAUGCAAGACCUCGGCUUUCUAGAACUAGCAAUUAUGCUGAGCCCCAAAGAUGGAUGGGAUAGAGAAGUGAGUGAAAAGGGGCUUAAAGCUCACCGCUGGAAGCCAUAUUUGGCUAAAACCAUGCUACUGACAAGGAGCUGGAAACGAACCAGUAAGCAACAGCAGCAGAGUCAGCGACUGUCUGAAGUGCACAAGAAGUCUCAGCUGUGGAGGAGCAUGGUGAGCAUCAGCCUCAUAGAGGGUCGUGACCUCAUUCCUAUGGAUCAGAAUGGCCUUAGUGACCCCUAUGUCAAAUUCAAACUUGGCAAUGAAAAGUACAAAAGCAAGACCAUGUCUAAGACCCUGAACCCUCAGUGGAGGGAACACUUUGAUCUGCAUGUGUUUGAUGAGGACGGGGGAGUCCUCGAGAUCUCAGUGUGGGACAAGGACACAGGCAGGAGGGAUGACUUCAUGGGCCGGUGUGCCUUGGACCUGUCUGCUUUGAGUAGAGAGCAGACCCAUAAACUGGAGUUGGACCUUGAAGAUGGACAAGGCCAGCUGAUGCUGCUGGUCACUCUCACGGCCUCCGCUGCUGUCUCGAUCUCCGACUUGUCCAUCCACCUGCUUGAUGACCCACAUGAGUGCCAGCAGAUCCUUAACAAAUAUAGCUUGCUUAGGUCUUUCUGCAAUCUGAGUGAUAUUGGGAUUGUACAGGUGAAGAUAUUACGAGCUGAGGGUCUGAUGGCUGCCGAUGUUACAGGAAAGAGUGAUCCUUUUUGUGUAAUAGAACUGUGUAAUGAUCGUCUGCAGACUCAUACAGUGUACAAGAAUCUCAAUCCAGAGUGGAAUAAAGUUUUUACUCUGAAUGUGAAAGACAUCCAUUCGGUGCUGGAAGUCUCCGUUUAUGAUGAGGACAGAGAUAAGAAUGCUGAUUUUCUGGGAAAAGUGGCCAUUCCAUUAUUAAAUAUCCACAAUGGCGAACAGAAGGCCUACAUCUUGAAAAACAAGGAGAUGACAGGGCCAACAAAGGGGGUCAUCUUCCUUGAAGCAGACGUCAUCUACAACAGCGUGAAAGCCAGCCUGCGGACCUUUGAGACACCAGAACAAAAAUAUAUAGGAGAAGAAUCCAAAGUCUCCAAACAGUUGCUGCUGCAGAAUUUUAACCGAGUGAAGCGCUGCAUCAUGUUCCUCAUUAACAUGGGCUCCUAUAUCAACAGCUGCUUUGAGUGGGAGUCUCCCAGGAGGAGCAUUUGUGCUUUCCUGGCAUUUGUGUUGGUGGUUUGGAACUUAGAGCUCUAUAUGGUUCCACUGUCGCUGCUGCUCUUCCUGGGUUGGAACUACUUCCUGCUGGCCUCUGGGAAAGAAACCCGGGAAGGCAGUGUGCAAGCAAUGGAAGACCUUCUUGAGAGUGAAGAUGAAGAAUGUGAAAAAGAUGAAAAGGACUCUGAUAAAAAGGGCUUUAUGGACAAGCUAUAUGCUAUUCAGGACGUGUGCAUCAGUGUACAGACAGCACUUGAUGAAGUGGCCUCCUAUGGAGAGAGAAUAAAGAACAUUUUCAACUGGACUGUGCCUUUUCUUAGCUGGCUAGCCAUAGCAGCACUGUGUGUUGCAUCUUUGUUAGUGUACUUGAUUCCUCUGAGAUACAUUGUGUUGGUCUGGGGUAUCAAUAAAUUCACCAAGAAACUUCGUAACCCGUACCUUAUUGACAACAAUGAGCUGUUGGACUUCCUUUCCAGAGUUCCCUCGGAUGUACAAGUGGUUCAGUACAAAGAGCUGAAGACAGAACAUAGACAAAGCCCCAACAAGCGAAAGUAAAACAAUCCAGCUUAACUACAUUCUUAUUAAAUAAAGGUUCUUAAUGGAUCUAUAUCUAUAUCUAUAACUGGUAUAAAACCUUUACAUUUUAUUGAGGUUUGUUGACCUUGCAUGUCUCAUUGACAUUUGAUUCCAUUUGGCACCAUUAUUUUAAAGAUUGUAUGUACUGGUACAUAAGCAGGGCUAAGCGUGCCAUGGUCAUGUUUGUUCAUUGCAAAGUGAGUAGUGUUCAUGUUUUGUCGAUUAUAGAAAAAGUGUAUUUUACUUUGGAAAAUUAUCUUUUUAAUUGUCAGUGACUCUAAAUGUUGAUUUAAAAAUGAUGUAGGCAUGUCACAUGACAAUUCCAGUUAUACCAAAGAACUAAGCUUAGAACCAAUUUUUUCUAAACAAUAAAUCAUCCAUGGCCACUAAAGGAGGCCCUGUUUUCACCUAUAAGUAGCAGAUGUUGCUUUACCAUGAUUGUAAUGUUGGUAAAGCAACAUGCUUUGUUUGUAACCUUUUUAUAUUUAACAAUUGUUAAAUGAAGACAGAUUUAAAUGAUACAUUUCUAGUCAAUAAAAUGAUCUUCAAAUUAAGAAUAAAGAAUGCAUCGAUAACUUAUA